This is a messenger RNA of Exophiala bonariae, 756 nucleotides long. RefSeq lists its product as uncharacterized. Gene Ontology annotation, cellular component: precatalytic spliceosome. The record is from RefSeq and is a predicted model, not a curated record. NCBI's taxonomy places the organism in Eukaryota, Fungi, Ascomycota, Eurotiomycetes, Chaetothyriales, Herpotrichiellaceae. The coding region runs from base 1 to 756 and encodes 251 amino acids. The transcript has a single exon.
AUGACGCACCGCGCCGAUGCCUCCAACACUCUUGACAAUCGUGGCUACUCCGGGCCACUGAUUCGAGGUCAAAAUCCGGCUCUCUUGCUCGAGACCGCAAUGCGAGAUCGGAUCACCGAUUCACUUUACUGGAAAGAACAAUGUUUUGGCCUAAAUGCAGCAACUCUCUGCGACCGCGCUGUUGAAUUGACCUAUAUUGGUGGCACCUACGGAGUUGCCAUGAAGCCUUCACCCUUCAUCUGCCUUGCCUUCAAACUAUUGACCCUCGUUCCGGAUAGAGAAAUCAUCCUCGAAUACCUCAAUACAGGAGGCGAAGAGUGGAAAUAUUUACGGGCAUUGGCAGCAUUCUAUGCACGCCUCACAUUUGACCCGGUGGAUAUCUACAAAACUUUGGAACCUUUCCUGGAGGAUGCGAGGAAAUUGAGACAGAGGAGGAAAGAAUCUUAUGUUUUAAUACACAUGGACGAAUUUGUGGAUAAUCUUUUGACUAAAGACCGUGUGUGUGGAACGAGCUUAUGGAAGUUGUCUGCGCGACAGUUGCUAGAGGACCUUGACCAACUGGAAGAACGGAUCAGUCCACUCCAGGCCGAGCUCGAUGCAAUGGAAGAGGAAGAAAGCGGUAAUGACAAUGAUAGUGACGUGGUUAUGGAUAGCGGAGAUCGAAAUGGGACUGCUAGUGAAAAUGGACGAAGCCCGAGGUCAAGAAGCCGAAGUCGAAGCACAAGAAGGAGCAGGAGUCGAUCGGAAAGUGAAUGA